AUGAUGUCUUGGCGGAUCCCCCCCCCCCCCCUGCCCGGGGGUUUCCGGUCUCUGUCGGAGAAGGGGGAUACUUCCGGCGCGGGGGGGGGGGUCGGCGGUCGCGGCCCCGCUUCGACUUUUGCCGUGGAACGACCAUGCGAUCUUCAGCAGCGAGGCUUAAUCGGAUUAUUGUCGUCCCCUUUCUUCCGGCAGCAAUAUUACAGGAUCCGCAGCCAGGCCAUCCAGCUGCUGAAGGGCACUCCUGAAGACCCCUACCCACACAAGUUCCACGUGGAUCUGUCACUUACAGAUUUCAUAGAGAAGUACAGCCACCUGAAGGCAGGGGAUCACCUGACUGAUGUAACGCUAAGAGUGGCAGGUCGGAUCCAUGCUAAACGUGCCUCUGGAGGGAAGCUGAUCUUCUACGAUCUUCGUGGAGAGGGAGUUAAGUUACAAGUUAUGGCCAACUCCAGAAACUACAAAUCAGAAGAGGAGUAUCUGGGCAUUAACAGCAAACUCCGGCGUGGAGACAUUAUUGGGGUUCAGGGGAGCCCCGGCAAGACGAAGAAAGGGGAGUUGAGCAUAAUCCCUUCCGAGAUCACCCUGCUCUCCCCCUGCCUGCACAUGCUGCCUCACCUUCAUUUUGGGCUCAAGGACAAGGAAACCAGAUUUCGGCAGAGAUACCUGGAUUUAAUUCUUAAUGAUUUUGUGAGGCAAAAGUUUAUUAUUCGGGCAAAGAUUAUAACGUACAUUCGGAAUUUCCUAGACGAGCUGGGGUUUUUGGAGGUGGAGACUCCCAUGAUGAACAUCGUUCCUGGUGGGGCUGUGGCGAAGCCUUUCAUCACCUACCACAAUGAACUGGACAUGAACCUGUACAUGAGGAUAGCACCAGAGCUCUAUCACAAGAUGCUGGUGGUUGGAGGAAUGGACAGGGUCUAUGAAAUCGGGCGCCAGUUCCGGAAUGAGGGAAUCGAUCUGACACACAACCCAGAGUUCACCACCUGUGAAUUCUACAUGGCGUAUGCCGAUUACCAUGACUUGAUGGAGAUCACCGAGCAGCUGCUUUCAGGGAUGGUGAAGCACGUCACAGGGGGUUACAAGGUCACAUACCACCCUGAAGGCCCUGAAGGCCAGGCCUGUGAAAUAGAUUUCACUCCGCCCUUCCGGAGGAUCAGCAUGGUGGGCGAGCUGGAGAGAGUCUUGGGGGUGACACUUCCUGGGGCAGACCAGUUCGAGACAGAAGAGACUCGCAAAUUCUUUGAUGCUCUCUGUGAAGAGAGAGGGGUCGAGUGUCCAUCGCCUCGGACUACGGCCCGGCUCCUCGAUAAGCUGGUUGGGGAGUAUUUAGAAGUGACGUGCAUCAACCCCACCUUUAUCUGUGAUCACCCUCAGAUCAUGAGCCCCUUGGCCAAAUGGCAUCGUUUGCAGCAGGGCCUGACCGAGCGCUUUGAGCUCUUUGUGAUGAAGAAGGAAGUGUGCAAUGCGUACACGGAGCUGAAUGACCCUUUUCGGCAGCGCCAGCUCUUUGAAGAUCAAGCUAAGGCCAAAGCUGCUGGAGAUGACGAGGCCAUGUUCAUUGACGAGAACUUCUGCAUGGCUCUCGAAUACGGGCUUCCCCCAACAGCUGGUUGGGGCAUGGGCAUCGACCGCCUCACGAUGUUCCUUACGGACUCCAACAACAUCAAGGAGGUGCUCCUGUUUCCUGCCAUGAAACCUGAUGACAAGAAGAAGGAGACGCUGCCGGAACCACCUGCAGAGGGCACUUCAGUGUGACCCACCAGGAUGCACAGGAGGGAAAAGAGAGGCUUUUAGGGCGCUUGAACACUGUUGUAUUUUCCCAGUCAGGAAUAAAGGAGAGCU
Molecule: messenger RNA, 1839 nt
Organism: Gekko japonicus
Lineage: Eukaryota; Metazoa; Chordata; Lepidosauria; Squamata; Gekkonidae
Gene: KARS1
Product: lysyl-tRNA synthetase
Exons: 13
Coding region: 1-1752 (583 amino acids)
Biological process (GO): basophil activation involved in immune response; lysyl-tRNA aminoacylation; diadenosine tetraphosphate biosynthetic process
Cellular component (GO): nucleus; cytoplasm; mitochondrion
Molecular function (GO): ATP binding; lysine-tRNA ligase activity; tRNA binding
Source: RefSeq, a predicted model, not a curated record